GAGCAGGAGAGCAGCGCAGCAGAAGCUCCGGUCAGGUGCAGUGCAGUGCAGUGUGGACCAACCCGCUCACUUAUAUAUAUCCCUCAGCACAGAUAGAGCAAGAUGGAACGCAUCCUCCGCUACGCCCUCCACCGCGCCACCCCAGGCCAUGUCUUCCGCCUCACCUUCAACGGACUGGGCCUCUUCUGCGCCUGCACGCUGGUCUGGGAGCACCUCAUAACCGUGCAGCUCAGCGAGGGCCCCUCCAUGUACCCGACCUUUAACCCGCGCGGCGACUACCUGCUCAUCUCGCGGCUGCACCGCCACGGCCGCGGUGUCGAGGUCGGCGAUGUCGUGCGCUUCUACCACCCGACCUUCCUGGGGGUUAAUGGCGCCAAGCGCGUGAUCGGGCUGCCGGGUGAUUUCGUGUGUCGCGAUCUGCCGUUCAGUACGUCGGCGGGGGCGACGGGGGAGAUGAUUCGGGUCCCCGAAGGUCAUGUCUAUCUUGAAGGUGAUAAUCUGCCCUGGUCUAGGGAUUCCCGGAACUACGGCCCCAUCCCGAUGGGUCUGAUUAAUGGCAAGAUUGUCGCCAGGGUGUGGCCUCCCUCGAGGAUGAUGUGGGUGGAAAACACACUGAAACCGGCCGAGCUAGAUGCUUGAAUGCAUUUUUUUCUCGGUUUUGAUCUGUUGUACAUUGUAUGUUCGUUGUAUCUCUACAAGCAUGGCGGGAGUCUGGAGUUGGGAAAGGACUGGUGGAUUUGUGCAUAUUCAUACAUAAGCUCUCUUGUACAAUACAAACACCCGAAUGGAAAAAAAAAGUC
Aspergillus saccharolyticus JOP 1030-1 is the source of this 800-nucleotide messenger RNA. RefSeq names its product putative mitochondrial inner membrane protease subunit 1. The record is from RefSeq and is a predicted model, not a curated record. NCBI's taxonomy places the organism in Eukaryota, Fungi, Ascomycota, Eurotiomycetes, Eurotiales, Aspergillaceae. Gene Ontology annotation, molecular function: serine-type endopeptidase activity. Gene Ontology annotation, cellular component: membrane; mitochondrial inner membrane peptidase complex. The coding region runs from base 103 to 639 and encodes 178 amino acids. The transcript is spliced from 2 exons.